AUGCGUGACGCUGUGCAACCAUCAGAAUUAUGGUACCGUCUGAGGCAUGAUGAAAAUCUUGCAAUGCAACGACAAUUGGAUGAACUUAGAAAUCAAUCCACUAUGCGAAGAGGACGCGCUCCAUAUCCGUAUACCCCGCGAUCAUUUGAUUUUCAGUCGACUAGCCCGAAUUCACGCAAGCGGCGCAUUGAGGCUGUUGAUGGCUACUCGCAAAAUGAGAAUAGGACUGAACGUGAUGUUGACGUCCACAGCCCACAAGCAGGACAUGUUAAUGCCAUGCCCGAGUCACCCAUUGACACAUCGAUGGUGGAUGCCCCUCCAUAUGAGAGCUCCCCACUCCAAACGUCUCCAAGUAGUGGUCGUCCCGAAAAUGGUGUCUCACAAAUUCAACCUACUGAUCAACACAUGCCUGGUACUUGGCCAACUGACAUAUUUAACCUGAGUGAAGCGGAUGUUGGCAUUAUUCGAGACCACGUUGCUCCAAUGCGGUUCGCUAUACAAAAAGUGGGCAACAAAGCCGUACGGACAUAUCGAGAAUUCGUUCAAGCGGCAGUUGAGGUCACGGGAAGUGCAAAAAGACGGGCGGUGGCUAUUCGUGACAAGCUGACCCCUGAAUUCAUUCGACACAAAAUGAAUCGCCAACAACAGGCGGCGAAAACCCUUCGCCGCCUAAACCCUAGCGAGCGCCAUAUCCUGAAAGCUCGGAGGCUGGGUAUGGGCAAGAAAAAACAAGGCUCUUCAUCUAUACAAGUUACACUCGAUGAAUAUGAAGAUAUCACACCUCCUCGCCCACCUCGCGAUAUGCCACCCUCGGUGAUGAUUGAUUCCUAUCCAGUUCCUAAAGAAAAGGUUCCUACCAAAACAUUAUGCGCUGCCCAAAAAGAUUGUGUUGUGAAAGGCGCAAGGAUACAGAAGGGAAAGCUUCAUGACAAAGCCAAAUCGAAAGCUAAGACCCCCUCUCAGAAGCUCGCUCAACUUACUCAAAAGGAUGUUAACAAAGUCACCAUGCCACGCGCUCCGAGGCGCGGAGAAUUAAUUAAGGGAGCUUGGCCAAAUGCCAUACCGCCAAAUGAAGCUGUUCUACGGGCGUAUCAUGAAUCUUUUCGGGAAUUGAGGAAUAAACCUAUGGAAGCGGUAUCAGAGACAGCAAAACCUUCAGGACCCCCGAAAGGAUAUCGCGGAGUAUAUUUUCCAGGGGAAGAAAAUCAGCCCCCUCUUCCUCCACUUCUUUCAACUUCUGUUCCUCCAUCCAGCCCACCCUCUCCCCCUUUGCAGACAGAAGGACCCAAUCUAGCUGGAGAACCCACUUCUCAACCCGAAGCAUCUGUUGAGACUGAAGAGCCUGAGCCACCUAAAGAAGCACUCCCUCCUUCCUCUCCCGAAUACGAAGGGUUUCUGGCCAGCCCGCCACGACCGCGACGCGAAGCCAAAGUAGUCCACUGGCUCCAGUCUGAAUCUCCAAUGGGACGGCCAAUUUCUUCAAUGCGGGCCUACGAUCCUCUAUCUCGUGUCACCUCAUUUCAACCACACGAACCUGCCAAAGCAGAGGCAUCAGGUCGCCAAGCUACGGAGUCAAUCAACGAGGAAACAUCGACAGAUAGGUCGGUCCAGCGCAGCCAAGCCCUUCUACGAUCUCCGGAAGCCCGUUUCAUCAAGCACCUGACAGCCUCCUGGGAAGCUAAAGUCGACCGCGCGAUGGCACUUUCCGACAAGAGUGAGGUUGGUAUCACACCUCGUGGCCAGCCCCUCCUUCGGAGGUCCCUGAACAAAUGUUACACGAAUCUCGAGUGGCUCAAUGACGAGGUAAUCAAUGCAUACCUGGAGCUGAUCGUUGACUAUGCACGUCAGGAAGCAGGGAAUUCUGGGCGUCACGACAAGCCAAAUAUCACGUCUUCCUAUCAUUCUUCUUCUCAAUCCUUCGGGACAAAGGUUACGAGAGCGUAA
Histoplasma mississippiense is the source of this 1944-nucleotide messenger RNA. RefSeq lists its product with no specific name. The record is from RefSeq and is a predicted model, not a curated record. Lineage: Eukaryota; Fungi; Ascomycota; Eurotiomycetes; Onygenales; Ajellomycetaceae. The transcript has 4 exons. Bases 1 to 1944 code for a protein of 647 amino acids.